AGUUCGCGUGCUCUGAAUGGCAGCAGAAGUUCAUUCAUGUUCAACCUCCAGAGUUUCCUGCGCAUCUGAAGGAGACGGAUUCAGUCAAGAGCUGAUCUAAAACUUUCGCUGAAGUUUCGAGGGGAUAUUUACAAAGAUGCCACGCUCAUUUCUUGUCAAGAAGUAUUUCACCAACAAGAAGCCAAACUACAGUGAACUGGAGAGUCAGACUGACCGGCGAUAUGCAGUCGUCCCGCAGUGCUUCCCCCUGGAUGACCCCCUGGUGCCCAAAUAUCCCUCCAUGCUUGUGUGGAGCUCCAGUGCUCUGCCAUUCCCUGGGGUCUCCUCCAGCGUGUCCUGCCCCCCCGCACCCCUGGACCUGAGCUCUCCGUCCAGCAGCAGCAGCAGUGGAGAGGAGGAUGACUGCCGCACAUCUGACCCGCCCAGUCCAGACCCCAGUGACCGCUUCCAGUGCGCGCACUGUGGGAAGAGCUGCAGCAGCCCCGCUGCUUUGUCCCGCCACCAGCUCGCACACUGCAGCCCACAAGACGGCAUCAGCGGAGCUACCAGCUCCCUCACCAGCUCCAGGGCCGCCUUCCACUGCAAACACUGUCCCAAAGAGUACAACAGCCUGGGUGCGCUGAAGAUGCACAUCCGCUCGCACACACUGCCCUGCGUCUGCAGCACCUGCGGGAAGGCCUUCUCCAGACCAUGGCUGCUGCGGGGACACAUCCGCACACACACCGGCGAGCGUCCGUUCUCCUGCCCUCACUGCAACCGUGCAUUCGCUGACCGCUCGAACCUGCGGGCUCAUCUGCAGACCCACUCCGAGGUGAAGAAGUACCAGUGCGGGUCGUGCUCUCGGACCUUCAGCCGCAUGUCUCUCCUGCACAAGCACACACUGUCCGGCUGCUGUCCGGCGCUCUAGUGGACACACACCGCCUCAGUGACUAAAUGAACUGUGUUCAACCACAAGGUAACCAGAGGAUGCUGUUAUUAACCCUUAAGGACUGGAGGAUGACUCUAAAGGACAGGAUAUGGGAUGGGAUGUGCUGUGAUGAGUUUUCUCCUGCCGUAAUCAACGCAGACACACAGUAAUGGACAAACGACAGGGUGUGCCUUAAAGGGGAAGUGAAGCACUCGGUCAAGUUUACAUUAUUUUGUACAUUGGAUUCCACUUUAAUGAAAAUAUAGUAAACAAACUCGAUUAACGUAACCAUUUAGCAGAAAACAGCACGUUUCAUCAAAGAUCGUAGACCUAGGGUGCCGCCAUCUUGGAAUGUCUCUCUGUGUCUGAUGUCAUGGGGUUGGUUCCUUUCCCUCAGCUGAACAGAUGCAGAAGAAAAGGACUGAACAUGGAGGCUGGAUAGCAUAAUUUAUACCAAUGUGUGAAGGACGUGGAGCUGCUGGAAUGUGUGCGUCAGACACGGCGACAUUCAAAGAUGGCGGCAUUCUAGCUCUAAAAUCUAUAGUAAAACAUGCAGUUUUCUGCUAAAUGGUUACAUUAAUCGAAAUUGUUUACUAUAUUUUCAUUAAAAAGGAAUCCAAUGUACAAAAUAAUGUAAACUUGACUGAGUGCUUCAUUUCCUCUUUAACAAACAAACUUUAACAACAAUCUGUACAAACCCCUCCCCCACAGAACCACGUGACUAUACAGACUUGGCUAUUUUGACUGGAAGGCGGGACUUUCUUCGCUAUGGCAGCCAUUCUGAGCGUUGCACUUUUUCCCAUUCAAAACAAUGCAACUAAACUGUGUCUAUCAAUAGUUUAGGUUUUACCUUGCAUGCCUUGACAUGGUGUCCAACCCAGUCUGCAGGUUUGAAGGGUCUAGCCUGGCUCUGAUGGAUUCUUAGGAUGCACCUCGGUGCCGGCUGGUCCGGGCCUGUAAGGCACAGCUGCUGUAAAGUGUGUGUGUGUAUGGUGAAGACUCGUCUCUCAGCAAGAUCUGUGGGGAUGUAUUGAGACAGCUGUUGCAGCGACACAUGCACUGGCUCUCGGCGUCCGCUUAUCUCCUGAAAGGCACACCAAAGACCUGUUUUAAUAAGAAGCUCAAUUAGGCUGAGGAAUUCUCUCUGUAAUUCGAUCUUUGAGGUAUUGUGGCCAUUGGCUUCUCUUAAAUGCACAGUCUGACUCGGCGGCUCUGUGUUUUAUUCUCUUCUUAAAGGUGUCAAAAAGAGAGCCGUUUGGGAUUUGGAGGAGGGUUAUGUACAAAAUCUCUUGCUUAAAGGGGUAGUUUACCCAAAAAUAAAAAAAAUGACUCAUUAUUUACUCGCCCUCGAGUGGCUCCAAGUUGGUUUUCUUUCUUCUGUUGAACACAAAAGAAGAUAUUUUGAAGAAUGUUGGAAAUCUGUAACCUGUAAAUCUUGAUGUCUAUAGUACUAUACUGUAAAACCCAACAGCCAACUUUAUCUAAGUAAAUGAGUUUAGUUAACUUAAAAUUGACUGUAAGUUAAUUCUACUCAUUUGAAAAGAGUUUUGAACUCAGUGUUGAAGGUAAUGAGUUAAUUAAAUACCUCAUUACUUAAAUGGAGUAAGCUUACAGUACUCAUAUAGAUUAGUUUAACUCUAUCUGUUUGAGGAAACUGAUUGCUACAAACUAUUGGAGUUGCCUUAACCUACUGGGUUUUACAGAGUUCUUUUCAUUUAUCGGGUUUUACUGUGCUCAAACUGCUUCGUUUACUCAAAUGGAAUAAGUUCACAGUACUCAUUAGGAUAAGGUUUUAAACUUAAAUGGUUUGUUGCAAUUGGUUUCCUCAAAUGGCUUGAGUUACCUUAACUUUUUGGGUUUUACAGAGCACUAUUGAAGUCGAUGGCUGUUUUUACCCCGUCAUUAUACAGCAUAUCUUGUUUUGUGUUCAACAGAGGAUAGAAAGAAGCGUUUUUUUUGUGUUUUUUUUUUAUUAUUUUUUUCAGGGUUUUCACCUUUAUUGGAUAGGAAAAGGAAAGUAGAGAGAAGGCGACGCAGUGGUGCAGUGGGUAGCACGUUCGCCUCACAGCAAGAAGGUCGCUGGUUCGGUUGGCGUUUCUGUGUGGAGUUUGCAUGUUCUCCCUGCGUUUGCGUGGGUUUCCUCCGGGUACUCCAGUUUACCCCACAGUACAAACACAUGCGGUACAGGUGAAUUGGGUAGGCUAAAUUGUCCGUAGUGUAUGAGUGUGUGAGUUGAUGUGUGUGUGGAUGUUUCCCAGAGAUGGGUUGCGGCUGGAAGGGCAUCCGCUGCGUAAAAAACUUGCUGGAUAAGUUGACGGUUCAUUCUGCUGUGGCGACCCCGGAUUAAUAAAGGGACUAAGCCGACAAGAAAAUGAAUGAAUGAAUGAAUGAAAGUAGAGAGAACCGACAGGAAAGUAUGGGGAGCAGAGAGAGAGGGGAAGGAUCGGCAAUGGACCACGAGGCGGAAUCGAACUCGGGUCGCCGUGAGCACCGGAGUGCAUGUGUUGACGCCCCAACCACCACACCACUGACGCCGACAGAAACAAGCGGUUUUUGAACAAGCGGAGGAUGCAUAAAUGAUGACAGAAUUUUCAUUUUUUUGGGGUGAACUGUCCCUUUAAGGUCUUCCAUAAAGUCUGUAUCAUCUGCUGCGCUGUGGACAUAUUUUUUCCAAAGCCACAGUGCUUUAUAUGAAACGUUUGUCUUCAUGUUGGUUAUAUGUUGGACCUUUGAGGCAAACCAAAUGCUAUGCAAUCUUUUUUUGACCAUUGACAAUGUUUUCGUGUAUUUCUACUUGUAUUUCUACAGUUUUUUUGUCCAAUAAAGUAAUUUAUGUUUUUUGUUCAAGACGAAA
This is a messenger RNA of Danio rerio (zebrafish), 3761 nucleotides long. Lineage: Eukaryota; Metazoa; Chordata; Actinopteri; Cypriniformes; Danionidae. The record is from RefSeq and is a predicted model, not a curated record.